This is a messenger RNA of Coprinopsis cinerea okayama7#130, 2370 nucleotides long. RefSeq lists its product as hypothetical. NCBI's taxonomy places the organism in Eukaryota, Fungi, Basidiomycota, Agaricomycetes, Agaricales, Psathyrellaceae. The coding region runs from base 1 to 2370 and encodes 789 amino acids. The transcript has 6 exons. The record is from RefSeq and is a predicted model, not a curated record.
AUGUCAAGGCUGUCAAAUUACUCAGACGCGGUCGUCGGCUACAACAAGUGGAGUAAGAAUGCUUCUUUGCAGAAUCAAGUAUCCCAUGCUGAGUACCUCACCCUCAGAGCAAUUUACGGGAAGAGCUCGGACCCCGAUAACUCUGGGUUCUCUUAUUCCACCCGCCUUGCCAAUGCCAUCCCUACCCUCCAUCAAGAUUUCUUCUGCUCACAGUUCUGGAGGUGGUUCUGCAUCCAACGUCCUAUCCUUGAUGCCGCCGAGUUUUCAUCGAGGUUUCUAUCACACCAGAAGGGCGAACGUACCCUUGGCCCCGAGGGUGGCAUUAUCACCAUGCUUCUUGCCACCUGGGCCUUCUCUUAUGGCCUCAAUGAGCGUGGCCUUCCCAUCGAUGAACCCGAGUCCCAACCCUCCCCGGCUUCUCCGACGUCUCCGUCAACAGAUGGGCCAUCUAAUUGCAGCACAAGUGACGGGACGAAACCCACCCAUCGGCCACCAAAAAGCAAGGAGAAGUUCGACCAAAUGGUCCAACAAAUCCUGGACCUCGUCGAUUACCAUGGAAUCAUGCGACGGCCCACUCUGGAUGGAGUCCGAGUCCUGCUCUUGCUUCUGCCUCUUUUGGAAGAUACGAAACCUUUUGAACGCAUCGUGAUUCACGACACCGCGAUGUCACAGAUCCAAACAUUGUGCACCCUCGCGCCUUCCACUGCCCAUCCAGCCCGUCCACUACCAGACGACGCGUCUACUCGUGCGCGUCUCUUCUGGUAUGCCUACACCCAAGAAGGCUUGUCCACAGGCCUACGAGGUGGACGUUUUAACUUGCACAGCGACGAUUAUGAUGCAUUCCAGCUCACGCUUCCUUCUUACCGUGGUGGUCUGCCGUCUCCGCCAUCCCCGACGUCUAUCCAGGGCGGCUCGUCAUCGUUCUCAACAGCUCACCAGGAUUCCCAGGCGCUCAGCCGAUUGGUCAGCUCAUCCACCCUUCCUCUGCAGAUUAAUGCGGUCUGUCGGCGGAUACACUCUGUUUUGACGGGACCGAAGGCUGCUAGAAGGGCGGACGAGCACAAUUUGGUUGACGCCCAUGGUAUGCGCGAGAUUUGGCAUGAUCUCGACCAGUGCUGGAGGGAGCUCAGCGUAAUACGGCGUAACGCCGCGAGUAACGAGGAUCCCGCUAGCCGGUGCGACACCGAACGCUACGCAUGUGCAUGGCAGAUAUUCAUCUUUGAAUGCCACAAUGUUAUCCGGGAAAGUCUAAAGCAAUAUAUGUCUACGGCCUCACGAUCCCCAUUCUCUUCUUCUCGACCAUCAUCUCAUUCGUCUGGUUCUUCGCCGUACCUUCCUCCCGAUCACCUCCACCUCGUGGCGACUCGCAACUGCUUGGCUUUGCUUCCCAAAGUCAUUAAAAUCAUGCAAUUUUGCGUUACCAACUCGACCUACACCGACAGAUCCGGACUCUUUACCUGGGAUUCUGGUUUGGUGCGCGAUGGGUGCUUCUAUGCAGGAUAUUUGGCAGCUUCCACGGAUGCAGAUGUCCUAGAAGCCCCGCUCGAUGCUCAGGCCUCGGAAAGGGAUGGACAUGAUCUCCCUUCGUCGCCGCUAACGACAGACGAGGCAGUCAUGAUUUGUCUCGCCGUCAUGUCGAGCAAGAGGUGGUUGUUCUCGAAGAGCGAUGAGCGGGAAGAGACGAUUCGCAUGAUCUGGGAAGCUCGCAAGGCCAAACGCCACGGUCAACCCGUGCGAUAUGGUGACAUGACCUACGACGCCACCUACCCUCACGCCAACGGUCAUCCUAGCGCACGACUCCAGGACGUGUACCAGCCUCCCAACCAAACUGUCAUGGCGGCCACAUCUACAUAUCUCGAUCGCUCCAUGCUACCCUCCCUCAACGUCUUCACGCACCAGAGAAGAGUGGAGUCAGCGCCCACCACGGCCUGCACUACGGAUGGACACGGGGCCGCCGGCUGGCCCUCCUAUACCCCUCCCGGUACUGCUACCUCUCUUACCACCAGCACUGGCACCGGGCCACUAGGUAGCAUACGCGGAUCACCAGAGUUCUCGAACGUUUUGCCCACCUACAAGCCGCACACUGAUGAAAGCUACUAUCACGGUGGCGGCGAGCUCGACCACUUUACUUACAACGUACCAAUAGCUCCAUCACACCCUUCGAGCAUUCCUGCCUCCAUGAACGCCUUCUCCCAUCGCAACUCCCCCAAUAUCGAGGGGCAUUCAUCGAUGCCUACCGUCGACAUGGGCAACUAUUCCAUCUCUUCACAGCCCUUCAAUGCUACCGGGGGUACACUUCACGUUUCAUCAGGAAACGACUAUGGAUCGUGUCCGCAGUUUGGGGACAACUGCAACGGAUCGUAUCAUUGA